UGGCCCUAAUUUCACAUUUACGGGUUUUGUGUGACCUAUCAGUUGAUUAACAACAUCAAUAUUCGAUCUAAUUAUUCAGUAAGACACAGACCUAAGAAGAGAGCAGUGUUUCAAAAAAUGGGAUCUAGACACUUACUAGAAGUCGAUGAGGAUGUUUUAGAACUGAUAGUGAAGUUGUUGAAUUAUUCUUCUAUAGAUUCGUUUAAUGAAGAUGUCAGAAAAGUUAAAGAAUGGAUUAUGAAACAACCGCAUUUUCCAGAAGUUAUGGCUCACAAGAAAAUCCAAAAUUUUCUCAUAUUAAACAAAGGAAGCGUUGAAAAAAGCAAGGAAAAAAUAGAAAAUUAUUAUACUGUAAGAUCUCGAUUACCUGAAAUAUUUGAUAAUAUUCAUCCGAAACUCUCUUAUAUGGAAAAUGUCAAGGCAUCGGUCUUCUUCGUUCCUCUUCCAAAGCUAACAAAGGAACAUUACAGAGUCUUUUUCUAUAAAAUACGUGAUGCACAGUUAGCUGAAAAAGUUGAUAAUGUCAAUUUUGUUCGUUUGUUGGUGAAUAUCCAAGAAAUUCGUAUGGCCGAAGAUGUUACCUAUGGAGACGUGUUUAUAUUCGAUGGUAAAGAUACAACUCUACGAUUGAUGCUCAAGGCAACACCGAUGAUCAUUUAUAGGACCCUGAUUGUUAUAUACAAGCAAGUUUUCUCAAAUCGACUCAAAGCUGUCUACAUUAUCAACGCUCCCCCUUAUACAGAGAAACUCGUUGCUGUUCUUAAGAGCAUUCUAAAGCCUAAACUAUUGGCUCGAAUACACUUUUGUGGCAAUUCGGAUGUUUUAUUUGAAAAGAUCGGAAAAGAUGUUCUUCCGAUAUGUUAUGGAGGCAAAGAAAAAUCUCUUGAAGAAUUGCAAGAAAUGCUUCAUGAAAAAUUUAAACAGCGUGAGGAUUAUUUUACACAACUAGACAGGCUUCGUAUAGAUCAGGCUUUGAAACCUCAAAGAGUUAAAAAUGAUACAAUGUUUGGAUUUCCUGGCAAUUUUAAGAAAUUAGAAAUUGAUUGAUUAUUAUUAUUUAGUGUAUUUUUGAAAUGUACCUUUUUAUGACUUACCUAGU
Molecule: messenger RNA, 1099 nt
Organism: Zophobas morio
Lineage: Eukaryota; Metazoa; Arthropoda; Insecta; Coleoptera; Tenebrionidae
Product: alpha-tocopherol transfer protein-like
Exons: 6
Coding region: 118-1047 (309 amino acids)
Cellular component (GO): membrane
Molecular function (GO): phosphatidylinositol bisphosphate binding
Source: RefSeq, a predicted model, not a curated record